This is a messenger RNA of Anopheles funestus (African malaria mosquito), 1727 nucleotides long. Its product is annotated as fatty acyl-CoA reductase wat-like. Bases 184 to 1686 code for a protein of 500 amino acids. Gene Ontology annotation, cellular component: peroxisome. NCBI's taxonomy places the organism in Eukaryota, Metazoa, Arthropoda, Insecta, Diptera, Culicidae. The transcript is spliced from 6 exons. Gene Ontology annotation, biological process: long-chain fatty-acyl-CoA metabolic process. The record is from RefSeq and is a predicted model, not a curated record. Gene Ontology annotation, molecular function: alcohol-forming very long-chain fatty acyl-CoA reductase (NADP+) activity.
UGGUGAGGAAGUUAGCUCAAGAACAAUAUAAGCGCGGAUCGCCAACAGAAGAACUUUCAUUAAUAUUUCAGCCGCAUCCGAGAGAGGAUCUCGUGGUCUUGCCCGGAUGUUUAUUAUCGGUUAGAACUCCAUGCCAGGAAGUUGUGAACAUCUUCAAAAAGAUUAACCUGACAAGGAAGAACCAUGGGUGAUUUCGGUGUUCUUAACGUGUCUCCAGUUGAUGAUGUACGAGUGAAGAGUGUUCGCGAGUUUUACAAAGAUUCUACAAUCUUGCUAACCGGUGGAACAGGUUUUAUUGGAAAAGUGUUACUUGAAAAACUGUUGCGAUGUUUCGAGGUGAAAACGGUGUUUCUGCUGAUACGGCCAAAGCGUAACAAAACGGUAGACGAGCGACUCGACGAGGUGUUUGAAGAUGUGGUUAGUUUGUGGUUACCAAAUGCGAAUAUAUUCGACGCCAUCAAAACAUCUCCGAACGGUGGAAAGCCUCUUUUGGCGAAAGUGAUCCCAAUCGAGGUAAAUUUUCAAUCGGAUGUGGUUGUAUCAACGGCAGAUUAUCAUCGAUUACUGGCGGCACAAGUGGAGGUUGUGUUUAACGUGAUGGCGUCAGUAAAGUUUAACGAAGACAUCGAAACGGCAAUCGAUACGAAUGUGCUUUCCUCGCGUAAGUUGUUCCUGCUAGCUCAACAGCUUCCUCACAUCCAAACGAUCGUACACGUAUCGACGUUUUACUCUAACUGUCAUCGAUCCCACAUUGAGGAACGUAUUUACGAGGACUUACCAUUCGGAGGGUUCGAAAACAUUCUCGCCCUCUUUCGCUAUCUAACGCCAGAGGAGAAGGAUCGUUUGAAGCCAAUUAUUCUUGGACCAAUGCCGAACAGCUACACAUUCAGUAAGCGAUGUGCUGAGGUAAUGAUACAGCAACAGUUUGCUCAGCUACCGAUCGCCAUCUUUAGACCACCGAUAGUAACGUCGGCCUAUCGGGAACCAACGCCCGGAUGGGUAAACAAUUUCAACGGACCGGCUGGUAUGGUGGUACCGGUUAUACGUGGUCAGGUGUACUGGUGUUACGGGGCAGAUGAUGCCACUGUUCACAUGGUUCCGGUGGACUACUGUGUCAACGCACUAUUGGCCGUUGGAUGGGAUAACAGUCAACGGAAACGGAAAAUUAAGACUACCACGCGCGAGGUAGUCCCGGUGUAUAACUAUGCAUUCCGGGACAAUGUAUUCCGAAAUCGAGAUGCCGGGGCAUUGCUUGCCAUUGGAAUUGACUCCAUUCUGGGAAGGAUAUUUGGCCGUUAUACCAUACACAUCACAUCUUCAACCUUUAUGAGAAAGCUGUUCAUCAACUGGUUGCUACUUCAGGCCUGCGUCGCGGAUAUUUUCAACAAACUAACGGGCAAAAAAGCAAAAAAUUAUGAAACUAUCAAACGAGUGGUGGCUCUAGAAGACUCUACGAGUUACUUUCGCUGCCACUCAUGGACAGCGGAGAAUGGUAACGUUCGUAAACUGUGGGACCGAUUACCGGCAGACGAUCGGCAACUGCUACCAUUCGACGUCGAAACGCUUGAUUGGAAGGAUUAUUUUAAGUUUUUCGUGAGCGGUGUAGCUGCCGCUCUGAAGCGACAAUCAGCGGCAAGACAACGCAUUCGACAACAAACGCCUUCAAACGUGGGAAAACGCGUAUAGGUCAAUGUCCCUUUAUUAACUACUAAUUAGCUCUCCAACUU